Molecule: messenger RNA, 1404 nt
Organism: Jaminaea rosea
Lineage: Eukaryota; Fungi; Basidiomycota; Exobasidiomycetes; Microstromatales
Product: glycine hydroxymethyltransferase
Exons: 2
Coding region: 1-1404 (467 amino acids)
Biological process (GO): tetrahydrofolate interconversion; folic acid metabolic process; L-serine catabolic process
Cellular component (GO): cytoplasm
Molecular function (GO): cobalt ion binding; glycine hydroxymethyltransferase activity; serine binding
Source: RefSeq, a predicted model, not a curated record
AUGUCCAUCCCCGUGCCCAACGACUACAACAAGUCUCUUUACGAGCCUCUGGCCCAGGCCGACCCUGAGGUCCAGAAGAUCAUCGAGGAUGAGACCUACCGUCAGUUCUCGGGCCUUGAGCUCAUCGCCUCGGAGAACUUGACCUCCCUCGCUGUCAUGGAGGCCAACGGCUCCAUCCUGACCAACAAGUACUCCGAGGGUCUCCCUGGCGCCCGCUACUACGGCGGCAACGAGCACAUUGACAAGCUCGAGAACCUCUGCAGAGAGCGAGCCCUCAAGGCUUUCGGUCUUGACCCCGCAGUCUGGGGUGUCAACGUCCAGCCCUACUCCGGCUCGACUGCCAACUUCGCCACCUUCACCGCCCUCCUCCAGCCCCAGGACCGUAUCAUGGGUCUCGGCCUGCCAUCCGGCGGUCACCUGACCCACGGCUACUACACUGCCAAGAAGAAGAUCUCGGCCUCGUCCAUCUACUUCCAGUCCUUCCCUUACCAAGUAGACACCCAGACUGGUCUCAUCGACUACGAGGGUCUCCACAAGAACGCUGACCUCUUCAAGCCGCGCAUGGUCAUCUGCGGUGGAUCCGCCUACCCUCGCGAGUGGGACUACUCUCGCCUCGCCGAGACGGCCAAGUCGCAGGGCGCCUACCUCAUGGCCGACAUUGCGCACAUUUCGGGUCUCGUUGCCGCCAAGGUGCAGAACAACCCCUUCGACUACUGUGACAUCGUCACCACGACGACCCACAAGACGCUUCGUGGUCCUCGCGCCGGUCUCAUCUUCUUCCGCAAGGACCGCGACUCCGAGGUCGAGGGCAAGAUCAACGCUGCCGUCUUCCCCGCCUGCCAGGGUGGUCCCCACAACAACACCAUCGCUGGUAUUGCCGUUGCACUCAAGCAGGCUGCUGACCCGGCCUUCAAGGAGUACGCUACUCAGGUCAUCCGCAACUCGCAGGCUGCUGCCAAGAAGCUCCACGAGCUGGGCUACAAGCUCCAGACAGACGGCUCGGAGAACCACCUUGUCCUCUGGGACCUGCGUCCGAUCCAGCUCACAGGCUCCAAGCUCGAGAGCCUCACGGACCUGUGCCACAUCACGGUCAACAAGAACGCCGUCGUUGGCGACGUCUCUGCCAUGACUCCCGGCGGUGUCCGUCUCGGCUUCGCUGCCCUCGCCUCUCGUGGUAUGAAGGAGAAGGACAUGGAACAGGUCGUAGAGUUCCUUCACCGUGCCGUCCAGCUCUCCCUCGAGAUCCAGAAGUCGUCGGGCAAGAAGCUCGUUGACUUCAACAAGGCGGCCGCUCAGCACGAGGGCGUCAAGAAGCUCUCCGACGACGUCGAGGCCUUUGCGACUCAGUUCCCUCUGCCUGGUGUCCCGGACACUUCGGUCAUCAAGAAGCCUGCCUCCCACUAA